Molecule: messenger RNA, 3405 nt
Organism: Xylona heveae TC161
Lineage: Eukaryota; Fungi; Ascomycota; Xylonomycetes; Xylonales; Xylonaceae
Exons: 5
Coding region: 1-3405 (1134 amino acids)
Biological process (GO): transcription by RNA polymerase II; RNA polymerase II preinitiation complex assembly
Cellular component (GO): transcription factor TFIID complex
Molecular function (GO): RNA polymerase II general transcription initiation factor binding; TBP-class protein binding; RNA polymerase II general transcription initiation factor activity
Source: RefSeq, a predicted model, not a curated record
AUGCCCCACGCCGUUCCUCCUCCCGGUGAUGCUCAAGCCGAGCAAGAUGAACUCGAGAUUCAGAAGCUGCUUAACGACGAAGGCACUGGCGCGUUGGACUUCUUUAACCGCGACCUUGAUCCUGGAGAGAAGGCAGAUGAUGCAGUAGACUAUGAGGAUAUCGAUGACGAUGAUUUGGCCGACCUCGACGAGGGUGAUGGCGCGAUCAAACCAGCAGACCGAGAUGACGAGGAACCCGGAGGCUUGGAUGAUAUUAUGCAGGAGGGGCAGUUGCCAGAAGUAAAGGAAGAGGCAGAUGGUGAACCGGACUUAUACGAUGAUUUAUUUGGCGAAGCGCCUUCUUCCGAGAUCGGCCAGCAGGAUCAAGAAGCAGCCGAAAAGGAGCAGGCGGAGGCUCUGGAAAGAGACAUUUCCAUGUCUUUUGAGUUUGACGAAGAAGAAAAAGGCCCCCAGUCAUCGGCAACCGUUCGAGAAACGUCCGCCCCGGAAAGCCAGAAAGUACCUCCGCGACAGGAAGAGCCGCCUUCGUUUCGAGAUGUGAAUUUUGGAACAGCAGUUCAGGAUGAGGAUGAGGCCGAAGACGAGCGGUUGAGAGAACAAAAGGCUCUUUUGGCCAUGUCCAUGUCUGACAGCAACUUGCCGCCAGCACCGCCAGAAAACGAGGAAGAGCUUUUGACAUCCAUGUGGCCAAAGUUUGAGCGAAAUGCUGUCCCUCGUUUCAUGGAUCUCAUCCCUCCGAAGAAAGCGCAUUAUCUGGGAAAGACUCCUCUGAAGCCCCCAAAGGUCGUCCAGCCGACCAAGCUUAGCCUUGAUAUAGCCCAAGACCAAGAGCGUAGCUUUCGACAAGCGGGACUAGCUCACCCAAGCAAACAUCUUCGAGAAGCUGAUGCCGAGCAAAGAGGGCUGGUGCUCAUUCCAGAUCUACAUCCAGAGGGCGAAGACGAGGACAAAGAUGAUUUAUUGGAGACGCUGUCGGACAGCGAGGAAGUUGGAGGCGUGAGCUGGCAAGAUCUAUGCAUCCUCUGUCAAGAUUGGGACACGAGUGCUCUAGAUGGGGAGUCUCAAGAUAGCCUGAUUGACAGGGAUAGUGGAAAAGGGUCGAGGCGUCGGUCAUUCGGGCAGUUUGUUGAGGACUACAGCGACGAAGAAAUCGAUCCCGCUGCUGCCAAGAGGCGAAAGCUAUCUCGUGAGAUUAAGGAUCUCUUCGCUAUACCUCAAAUCGCUCUACCUUCCCUUGAGGAUCCCGAAGCUGUUACGGCGAAACUUGCCAAGAGAGUUACUCUUGAUCUCAAUGACCCGCAUCUCUUGAUUGAUGUGCAGCCAGCGCAUCAGGCUAAGAGACGUCGUCUAGGCGGUGAUGUCCGACGUGGAGUUAGCGGUAGCUUCACGAAAGACCUGACCCGGCGUUACAAUAUCUCCAAUGACGAGGCUUAUGAUCUGCUGAAGGAGAAUCAUCAGAGCAAGAUUCGAAGCACAAUCGGAAACCUGACUGUCGAGCACAGUAUGCCUGCGGUUAGGUUGCAAUAUCCUUACUACAAGGUCAAGCUCCAGACGCGCGAAGCCAGGUCUUACCACCGGCCCUCAAUGCAAUUCCAUCCAAACGUUCCUAUCAUGUUCAGCAAGCCUCGGAGUCUGAAACGGAAACAUUUCAAAGGCAAAGACGCCAUGUCAAUGUUCACCUCGACGAAGGAUCUCUCGCUCGCGGACAACUCCAGCGUCUUAUUGCUCGAAUAUUCAGAGGAAUGCCCAACGAUGAUGUCCAACUUUGGCAUGGGUAGUCGUCUGAUCAAUUACUAUCGACGCAAAAACAAUGAAGACACUUCAAGACCUAAGCUCGAUAUUGGAGAAACUGCGGUUCUCAUGCCCCAGGACAAGAGUCCGUUCUCCAUUUUCGGAAACGUUGAACCCGGAACCACGAUGCCGACCAUCUACAACGGCAUGUUUAGAGCCCCGAUUUUUAGGCACGAACCAAGAUCUACUGACUUUCUGGUCGUUCGCAACACCACCGGCGUUGACGGGUCAAGCUUUUAUAUGCGCAACAUUGAGAAUUUGUGCGUAGUGGGGCAGCAAUUCCCGUCGGUCGACGUGCCUGGCCCGCACUCCAGAAAGGUCACGACCGCGUCAAAAAAUCGUCUCAAGAUGAUCUCUUUUCGUCAGAUUCGGAGGAAGAAUCCUCCCCGCAUCAGCGUCUCUGAGGUGACCAAACAUUUCCCAGACACGACUGAUAUUCAGAAUCGGCAGAAGAUGAAGGAAUUCAUGCAAUUCUCAAAAGAGCAUAAGGAAUGGGAGAUGCGCUCAGGCGAGCCGAUUCCAGACGAAGCGUCAUUGCGAUCCAUGGUCAAGCCGGAAGAUGUCUGUCUUCUAGAGGCGAUGCAAGUUGGUCAACGCCAUCUACAAGAUGCCGGAUACAGUAAAGAUGACGACGAAGAUGACGAUGACAGCAAGGAAGGGCAGAGUCUUGAACAGCAACUGGCACCGUGGCAAACCACGCGAAACUUUAUCAACGCAUGUCAAGGCAAAGCCAUGCUUCAGCUUCAUGGCGAUGGAGACCCAUCUGGUCGUGGCGAAGCAUUCAGUUUCAUCCGCACUUCUAUGAAAGGUGGCUUCAAAGCUGUGGGUGAGAGUGUCGAGGAUAAGCUGGAUGCCAAGAAGCUCAAAGAGCUCGGUGGCCAUAGCUACAAUGUGGCGAGACAGCAAAGAGCCUAUGAAGAAUCCAUUGCCAGGAUUUGGGAGGCGCAGAAGACGAGUCUAUCAUCCAACGUUGAACAUUCCGACAUGGAUAUUGACGAUGAACACCAUGAUGAAGCUGAAGAUUUGUUCAUCGGUGGGCCAACGCCUCGGUCAGAAGCGCCAACCCCCUCCGCAUUUGCUCGCCGAGAUGAUGAGACUACUAGUCAAUUUAGUCGAUUCAGCACCGCCAGUCAGAGUGGAAAGGUUCUUCGCAUCACUCGAGAAAUGAGAGAUCCAUACGGUCGCGUUGAGCGGGUUCAGGAUGUUAUCCGUGACCCACGAGUCAUCCGCCAAUACCUCCGUCGCCGUCACGAAAUCGAGGCAGAGACUCUCAAGCUCACUGAUCUUCGCCCGACUGGAGAUGCCGAGCAAGAUCGCCGGAACCGCAAGCUUCUCGAAGGAGAACUGGCCCGUCUCGAGCGAAACAAGGACCGUCGUCUUGCUCGCGACAAGCAAAAGGGUCUGCUGACCGGUGCCAAUGGCAAAUCCCCUGGCUCGCCAAGCUCGCCGUCUAAUGUCCAGACCAAGUCUGUCGGCACUCAGCGCAAGUGCGCCAAUUGUGGUCAAGUCGGCCAUAUCAAGACCAACAAGAAGCUCUGCCCAAUGCUCAACGGCACAAUGCAGCAAGAAGACGCCUUUGGCGAGUCCGCUUUCUCGUCCAUGGGUGCAUCUUGA